Messenger RNA from Paramecium primaurelia, 600 nucleotides. The record is from the annotation of a GenBank genome assembly. Lineage: Eukaryota; Ciliophora; Oligohymenophorea; Peniculida; Parameciidae.
AUGAUUGCAAUAUUAACAAAUGAUAUUAAAAUUUUGUUAGUAAGAAAUGAAUUUAACGAAACAAAAUUGAAAGUAUAAAAAAUUCAGUAUAUUUUAGAAUGUAUAUUGAAAAGUAUAGAUAUGUCUAAACAUUUAAAAGUGAAUUAAUUUAGGAAACCUAAAUUAUUCAUAAUUUCAGAAAAUGAAGCCAUAAGUUUUGAUGUAUUGUUGGUCAAAUUACACUUUACCUGAAAGUAGAAAACAUUAAAUAGAGGAAAAAGCAUCAAUGACAUUUAUGAUGAUGAAAUUUCAAAUAGGGUUUUGGUUUUUGCUGGUAGAUACGGAAUAAUUGUUUAUAAUUAUGUAAAUGAAGAAUUAAAGAAAAUAUAUAUAAUUAAUCUUGAUUAUAAUGUAAUAAAAGUGCAACUCUUGAACAUUAUCUAUUUAUAUUGGAUGAUAAAAGAGGAAUUAAUUUUUAUCUUUGAAAGACGGCAAUUAUAUUAUUAAUCAUACUAAAUUAUAGUUUUUAUUCAAAUCGAAAAAUCAAAUUUCUUUUGUUUAUAAAAAUAAUUCAUUUUAAGUUAUUAAAUAGGCAAAUAAAUAAAUUAGAUUUGGAAUUGA